GAAGGCCACGCCCCAGAUCGGAAGUGACGGAGCCGAGCUCGCGCGUCGAGGCUACCUCUAUGGUUUUCCUCUCCUUCUGGAGUCGGGAGAUGGCCGCUGUGUAGUUCCAGCGGAGACAAGUCCUGAAAACCCUGCUCCGGCGUGUCAGGAAGAAUCUUGGCAGUAUCUUAAAGACAUCACUGACUUCUGGAUCCUGCAUAAAGCCCAAGGAGAAAAGAAAUGGGCCGCUCCAAUUCUAGAUCACAUUCUUCAAGAUCAAAGUCUAGAUCACAAUCGAGUUCUAGAUCAAGAUCAAGAUCACAUUCUCGAAAGAAGAGAUACAGUUCUAGGUCCCGUUCCAGGACAUAUUCAAGGUCUCGUAGUAGAGAUCGUAUUUAUUCUAGAGAUUAUCGUCGAGAUUACAGGAAUAAUAGAGGAAUGAGACGGCCUUAUGGGUACAGAGGAAGGGGUAGAGGGUAUUACCAAGGAGGAGGAGGUAGAUACCAUCGAGGUGGCUAUAGACCUGUUUGGAAUAGAAGGCAUUCUAGGAGUCCUAGACGAGGUCGGUCACGUUCCAGGAGUCCAAAACGAAGAUCCGUUUCUUCUCAAAGAUCCCGAAGCAGAUCUCGCCGGUCAUACAGAUCCUCUAGGUCUCCAAGAUCAUCAUCGUCUCGUUCUUCAUCCCCAUAUAGCAAAUCUCCUGUCUCUAAAAGACGAGGGUCUCAGGAAAAACAAACCAAAAAAGCUGAAGGGGAACCGCAAGAAGAGAGUCCUUUGAAAAGCAAAUCACAAGAGGAACCAAAGGAUACAUUUGAACAUGAUCCAUCUGAGUCUAUUGAUGAGUUUAAUAAAUCUGCCACAUCUGGUGAUAUUUGGCCUGGCCUUUCAGCUUAUGAUAAUAGUCCAAGAUCACCUCAUAGUCCAUCACCUAUUGCCACACCACCUAGUCAGAGUUCAUCUUGCUCAGAUGCCCCCAUGCUUAGUACAGUCCACUCUGCCAAAAAUACCCCUUCUCAGCAUUCACAUUCCAUGCAGCACAGUCCUGAAAGGUCUGGAUCUGGUUCUGUUGGAAAUGGGUCUAGUCGAUACAGUCCUUCCCAGAAUAGUCCGAUUCAUCAUAUCCCUUCACGAAGAAGCCCUGCAAAGACAAUCACACCACAGAGUGCUCCAAGAGAGGAAUCUAGGGGUCGGUCCUCUUUUUAUCCUGAUGGAGGAGAUCAGGAAACAGCAAAAACAGGAAAGUUUUUAAAAAGGUUCACAGAUGAAGAGUCUAGAGUGUUCCUGCUUGACAGGGGUAACCCCAGGGAGAAAGAGGCUCCCAAGGAGAAAGGACCAGAGAAAGGCAGGGCUGAGGGAGAUUGGGAAGACCAGGAAGUUUUAGAUUAUUUCAGUGAUAAAGAGUCUGGAAAACAAAAAUUUAAUGAUUCAGAAGGGGAUGACACAGAGGAGACAGAGGAUUAUAGACAGUUUAGGAAAUCAGUCCUGGCUGAUCAGGGGAAAAGUUUUGGUACUUCAUCUCAUCGGAAUACUGAGGAGGAAGGACCCAAGUACAAGUCCAAAGUCUCACUAAAAGGCAAUAGAGAAAGUGAUGGAUUUAGAGAAGAAAAGAAUUAUAAACUGAAAGAGACUGGAUACAUAGUGGAAAGGCCUAGCACUGCAAAAGAUAAGCACAAGGAAGAGGACAAAGGUUCUGAAAGAAUAACAGUAAAGAAAGAAACACAGUCACCUGAGCAGGUAAAGUCUGAAAAGCUCAAAGACCUCUUUGAUUACAGUCCCCCUCUACACAAGAAUCUAGAUACACGAGAAAAGUCUAUCUUCAGAGAAGAGAGCCCACUUAGGAUCAAAAUGAUAGCCAGUGAUUCUCAUCGUCCUGAAGUCAAACUCAAAAUGGCACCUGUUCCUCUUGAUGAUUCUAACAGGCCAGCCUCCUUGACGAAAGACAGGCUACUUGCUAGUACGCUUGUCCAUUCUGUCAAGAAGGAGCAAGAAUUCCGAUCCAUCUUUGACCACAUUAAGCUGCCUCAGGCCAGCAAAAGCACUUCAGAGUCAUUUAUACAACACAUUGUAUCCUUGGUUCAUCAUGUUAAAGAGCAAUACUUCAAAUCACCUGCAGUGACCCUAAACGAGCGGUUCACUUCAUACCAGAAAGCUACUGAAGAACAUAGUACCCGGCAAAAGAGUCCCGAGAUACACAGGAGGAUUGACAUCUCUCCAAGUGCUUUGAGGAAGCAUACCCGUUUAGCAGGCGAGGAGAGAGUUUUUAAAGAAGAAAAUCAGAAGGUAUGGUUUUUUAAAUAUUUACUUUUCGGCGAUUCCAAGGGCUCCAGGGAAUCUAGUGGAUCAAGAAAGCAAGAAAAAACUCCAAAAGAUUACAAGGAAUACAAAUCUUACAAAGAUGACAGCAAGCAUAAAGGUAGAGAGCAAGAUCAUUCUCGAUCAUCAUCCUCUUCGGCAUCACCUUCCUCACCUAGUUCUCGAGAAGAAAAAGAGAGUAAGAAAGAAAGAGAAGAAGACUUUAAAACUCACCAUGAGAUGAAAGACUACUCGGGAUUUGCAGGAGUUAGCAGACCUCGAGGAACCUUUUUUCGAAUUAGAGGCAGAGGAAGAGCCAGAGGAGUUUUUGCGGGGACAAAUACUGGUCCAAACAACUCAAAUACUACUUUUCAAAAGAGACCGAAGGAAGAGGAAUGGGAUCCAGAAUAUACCCCAAAGAGCAAGAAGUACUUCUUGCAUGAUGACAGAGAUGAUGGUGUGGAUUAUUGGGCCAAAAGAGGAAGAGGUCGUGGUACUUUCCAGCGUGGCAGAGGGCGCUUUAAUUUCAAA
Messenger RNA from Microtus ochrogaster (prairie vole), 2802 nucleotides. It is a transcript of the gene Bclaf1, whose product is annotated as BCL2 associated transcription factor 1. Gene Ontology annotation, molecular function: DNA binding; transcription coregulator activity. NCBI's taxonomy places the organism in Eukaryota, Metazoa, Chordata, Mammalia, Rodentia, Cricetidae. The record is from RefSeq and is a predicted model, not a curated record. Gene Ontology annotation, biological process: positive regulation of transcription by RNA polymerase II. The transcript has 12 exons. Gene Ontology annotation, cellular component: mediator complex. The annotation marks the transcript as partial.